Messenger RNA from Didymodactylos carnosus, 759 nucleotides. The record is from the annotation of a GenBank genome assembly. NCBI's taxonomy places the organism in Eukaryota, Metazoa, Rotifera, Eurotatoria, Philodinida, Philodinidae.
AUGGAGGUCACUGUCAGACUCCAGAUUCAAUUGCAAAACUUGAGCACCUUUCCAGUUGAUAAUAUUUGUGCCGAUACUCCAAACGGAGAUCCAACACAGACAAUUGUUGUAGGAAGUCACAGCGACAGUGUUCCGGCUGGACCCGGCAUUAAUGACAAUGGCAAAUAUCGCGUUCGUUUCUGCUGGUGGGCUGCAGAAGAGAUUGGUUUGGCCGGAUCGAGUUAUCAUGUUCAGAAUGCUCAUAAUGCUACUGUUGUGGGCGGACGCCUCAAAGACUAUCUGAUCAAUCUUAACUUUGAUAUGGCGGGCUCGCCUAAUUACAUUUUUGGAAUCUAUGAUGCUAAGACAGCAAAGAAUGACACACCACCGAAGGUGCUUCCUGGCAGCAAAAAAGUCACAGAGCUGUACCGCGAUUGGUUCAUUGGACAAAACUUACCGUGGGACUUCAGAGAUUUCAACGGUCGUAGUGACUAUGGUCCAUUUCUAGCUGCAGGCAUUGCUGCUGGCGGUGUUGCAACAGGUUCAGAUGCCGUAAAAACGGCAGAACAACGUGACAAGUAUCUUCAGUCUUUGGGAGAAAAUAAUGCCGGUUACGCGGGAGCAAUUCUUGAUCCGUGUUACCACUUACCAUGUGAUACUUUGUCGAACAUCCAUCAGUUUGGUUAUGAAAAGCUGGUUCAGGCGGCCGCUUAUGGAUUGGAGUACCUCGGUCAGCACGACAACUUGCUGGAAUGGCUCUAUCCAGAUGGACGCCCAUGA